This is a messenger RNA of Diatraea saccharalis (sugarcane borer), 14431 nucleotides long. Lineage: Eukaryota; Metazoa; Arthropoda; Insecta; Lepidoptera; Crambidae. The record is from the annotation of a GenBank genome assembly.
CGGGCCAUUUUACUUUCACCACUUGAUGGUUACUUUACGAGGUCUGAAAAAAAAUUAGUUUGAUUUUUUUACCGAUCACGACACAUCCAUUUGUAGUUAUAUUUGUACGUAUGUUUUUCUAACCAACUUUUCUCCUUUAACAUUAUAGGUAAUUAUAAUUGUAGUAAUAAUAAUUAUUAUAAUGCCUUUAUAGGCAAUCUACCUCUAACUUAUGUGAAAUGAAUAAUAAGUGGAAUUCAGUUUGUUUAGUUUUUUCACAACCCACGGCCCAUUCUCCAUGCCACCCGCACCCGCCAACCCGCCCUGUCACAAACACAGAUCGUAGAUGUGAGCGCAACAAGUAUUGCGACGUUAGUGUGAGUGUACUCAAUACACUGAAAAACAGUGUUUUUUUCAGGUGUUAUUGGUUAUGAGCCAGGAGACGCAUCAAGCUGGCUGUGACGACGCAUGCCCACUGUGAAAUAAUUUGUAGUGGUUUUUCGCGUAUUGGCUACAGCGAGGAGAAGGCGCCACGUGUGGGCCUGCGUACACCCGGGGGCGGGCGCUUUGCGCCGCCCCACAACUGCAUAUAUACCGGCCUGAUGUCGGUUUAUUGACAUCGGAAUCUAAGAAUGAUGUAGGGUUGAACCCUCACAUCAUUGCCCCGGAUCCAUUCGCAUCAGACGACUGUUUAGAUGUCUUUUCACCGGACCAUCAGCUCCUACUGACAAGGUUUGACGACGUAUACACGAUGAAUGCGGGUGAAGAUGAAUCAUCGUCUGGUUUAAAUGGAAGGCUAAGACCUAGAAAAAAUAUUGUCCUCGGCCCCCAAACUAAUAAAUGUGUGCGCAAAUCUGACGGCAAGUCACAAGACAGACAGAAGCGAACAUCUACCCCAUCCAAGGCGUCUUCUACCAAACCAGAUGAUCUCUCUAAUAAGCCUGAUGAAUCUAUUACCCUGCAACUGCUUUGCCCCUACUGUGAUAGGACAUUCGCAUCUAAACAAGCGAUAUCCAAACAUGUCCGCCGCAUUCAUUUUUCAAGUUCUAAGCAGGACCCUAUCUUUAACUGCCUUUUCUGUAAUCAUGCUGUGCCAGAUUCCAAAAACAUCAUUGGACAUAUGGUGGACAGUCAUCCAAAUCAAUACUUCGCUUGUUUGGACUGUCACACACGUUUUCCUUCUACGACAGAGUUGGCUGAACAUAAGCUUAAUGUUUGUGACAGACAUAAAAUGUCCUAUCGCAACAAGUUGCGACAAAAAACCUCAUCGGGGGCGAAGAAGAAUCAAAAGUCCGUUAAUGUAGACGAUAAAGAUGGUAAGAACUACAAUGAUAUGAACCGAUUUAAUGGAAUUGUAAUAUCUUGUGAGCUAAAACCUUCUGAAAUAACCGAUAACGCAGAUAUUGAAGACAACAUUACAACGAAUCUAAUCUUACCGCCCAGCAAGAAUCUAGGUACUAAUGCUGAAAUAGAAAAGAACGCUGUAAUCGUACUGGAUGAUUUACAAUGGAGCAAACGAAUGCCAGCUAACUUUUCGUUCCAUAAUACUGAUGCAGAUCAGAUACUUUCCAGACUAGGCGUAGUACACAGGUCUCCACGAAACAGUGAAUUUGCUAAAAAAGAUUGGCUCAAAAACAUUGACGAAUCCAACCAAAAAUUCGAAAAAUGCUUUGAUACCAGCUUCUACUCAAAAGUUGCCAGUAACGUACAAGAAAAUUUGAGCAAGUUUCUUGACGGAACGUUCAACUUCAACCCGGAUGCUGAUACUACAAUCAAAACAAGAAAAUUAAAAAACAGUGUUGUCAUUAAUACUGCUGAAGGUUUCCCAAUCCUGUUAGCAUGCGAACAAUUUUCAAGAACCACGUUUGAUGGGUAUCUUCCAAGAACGAUUGCACCAAAACAUAAGUGGAAGUGGGAUAACGAAAAACAUCUAUUGAACCCGGAUGACAUAAAGCGUGAUUCGCAUGUUAAUAAUUGCAUCAUAACUUUGGUGUCUAGCUUAGACAUCUGGACGCAGUUAUGUAUGAGACGUAAAUUUGAAGACAAAUUCAGUAUCGCUCCGUUGGAGAAAAAAACUGAGAAACAAAAUACAAUUAGCAAGGAAUUAAAAGAAAUCUUAGAAAGUCGAGAAAUACCAUCGUCUUCAUCACAUGUAGUGAAAUUUUCAGCUAAAGCGAUGCCUCCUGGUGAUAGUCUAGACUUCCCGGCAUCAUUAGGACUGCGUCCAUCUAUGGCAGCGUACGACUUACAGCCGGCGGUGUUGAGCGGCGAAUGGGUGCGACCGAGGUGCUAUGUCUGUUGUGCUUGCGGAGCUCAGACAAGAGAUUCACGUGGUCUUUCAUCUCAUAUAACAACACAUCACCCUAAUGCCCAGGUGCAACAUUACGAAAUCGUGGGAGAACUUCUUUUAAAUGCGGAUAUACUAAAGCAUCUUUAUGUACCCCCAAGCUUAUUGAGUAAUAGAACUCGACCGUUGAGAGGAUUUCGCGAGUGCACGAAAUGUAAAAAGUCGAUCACUUUAGAGGAUCUCCAUCAGCAUAUGUUGGAUUGUGCAGGCGACACACCAACAGUCCGUCGGAAAUGUCGACAUCGUCCUUUCGGUGUACGUAGGAGGCGUCCUCGUUUACCUGACAACACAAUUCGAAAGAAGAUAAGGAAAGAUAUAAGGAGACAAACAAGGCAGCAGAAGAACCUUAUGAGGCCACGACCUAAGAUUCGUACUGAGGUUGGUGAUGCGGAGACCAUUCGAAAGAUGAUAGCUGAUUUACCAGCCAAACGUCAUCGAGUUAUGGUAAAUCCUUCAAAUCCAAUAUUACGACCGAGAAAAAAAUUGGAUCAGCAAAGAAGCAAAUUAAUUUUGAAAAGACGUCCUCCCGAAAUGUCAAAGACACGUAAACAACAAGACGAUCGGAAUGUUAAAAAUCGUGCUCGAUUAGUUGCAACUAUAGAAGAUAAUGAUGAUAAAUCUAGUAAAGACGAUGACGAUAAACCCUUGAAACCAAGAAUAAAGAGGUUACUAACAAAAAACUCAAGACAAAAGGAAUCAUUGAAGCGAAAGGUGGUAUUAAAUAGAGCUAAAAGGAGAGCUCAACUCAAAGAACAAAUGACGGUCCCUGAGACCGAAGAAUCAGAAAAUAAACCAAACGAAAACCAAAGCACAGAACCUGCAGAUACAACUGUUUGUUCGAGAACUGCAUCUAUUGAACAGUUAUCAAUUGGUGGCACUUCUCAAAAAAUUGAUCUCAACAAUAGUCCUUAUCAAACAAGAGAACAUUCAGGUCGCGGUAGGUCUAAUAAUAAUGACCAACAUAGACCGGGCUCUAGUGAACAGAAUGGAAAUAUAAAUAAUGCAUUCGCGCCAACGUCAAAUGAACCGCUUAAACAUUCAAUCGCCCGAUUAACAGCAGAUACAGAUAUUUACGAUAAAUCAUUACAUUUUCACCAUCAGAUGUUUUUAUUACAACAAGAGUGCAAUAGUAUUAAUCAACAUGUACCUGUGGGACAACAACGGUUAUUUGAAAAUGAAGCAGUGGUUACCAAACUUGAUAAACCGCCUUUACAUUUCCAACGAGGGAUGUUAGAUCCUUUUGCGUUUCAAAGAAAUAAACUAAAUAGACCAAGAAAGGGUUUAAAUGACUGUAUUGCAAUGUUAAAAAAUAAAUUGGUUGAACCAAUCCUUACAAAUCAGUCAACCCAAUCUGUGGAAUCUGGAAGUGACGAUUCCUUGAUGUGUCAAUCUGCAACUACUAAUCGACGCGUACCUGAUGCCGAAUAUCAACUUCAAGUAAACACAAGGCCUGCCGAAAUAUUUUCAAGACAUCAUUUUAUUCAAGACAGGCUUAUACAGCUACGAAAUGAAAGUAAUUUAAUGCAUCAAAGUUUCACUGAUAUUCCUUUGCAUUUCUUAUCUGCACAAAAUAUGUAUGAAAUACCACGUCGGGGUAAUAAAAUUGAAAAGGUCAAAGUGUCAAAGCAGAAGCAACUACCGGGACCUAAACGAGAAUCUACGAGGAGAAGAUCUACACGUUCUGAGAAAGAUAAUGUGCGAAAUAAGAAAUAUGUUUUGCCUCCACACAUUGAGUUGAUACAACAGAAAUCUAACGAAAAUUACAGUGCAAAAGUCUCACCUUUGUCUAAAUUUGAUUCUGUACUUUUCCAAAAUAUAGAAAACAAUUCAAGGCGGGAUUCAUCUAAACGCAAACAGAAUCAAUCUUGCAUGCCAACAGCAUUACAUCAAAGAAAACAGCGUGACACAAUCUGUUCGGCAUUAGAAAUAAAAUCGCAUUGCAUUUCUAAUGACGCUCAAUUAUAUGAAAACAGACACACAGGAGCUAGCAAACAUCAUUCUAAACAUGUAGAAAUACGUGAGCGAUCUCCUAUCAAACAGGUUGAAAGUUGUAUUCAAUCAAAACAGGUUGAUAUUUAUGUUCAACCUCAGCUUAAACAGACUGACACUUGUCCUCAAUUUCAAAUGAAAAAGGCCGAUGACUUUACACAAUCACAGCUCAAACAGAGUGACACUUGUCCUCAAUCUCAUAUGAAAAAGGCAGAUGCCUUUACACAAUCACAGCUCAAACAGAUUGACACUUGUUCUCAUUCCCAGAUGAAAAAGGCCGAUGCCUUUACACAAUCACAGCUAAAACCGAUAGACCCUUUUACGACAUCACAAUUAAAACAGACGAACAUUCUCAUGCCAUCGCAAUUAAAACAAGCGGAAGUCUUUACUCCAUCGCAACUUCAACAGGUCGAGGCCUACUUACCAUCACAAAUAAAACAGGCUGAUGUAUACAUAAAACCUCAAGUAAAUUCUACUGAAUCAUACUUACAAACUCAAAUACCAAAUCAAAAACCGUCUGCUGCGUAUACAGAAUGCAAUUUUAAUAAAAUGACUCCAGAGACCUUCCCGGAAUGUGAAGUACCUAGAAUAAUAAUAACAACUCAUGAGCUUUAUCCUGAAAGCAACUUUGAUUCCAUGGGAGUUACACUUACGGCAACGACUUCAGGUUCAAACAAUUUAGAUUUGGUUUUACCUGUACCUUUGGAUCUGUCGGUGACUAUUAAUGACAAUACAGAAACGUCAAAACAAAAUAGCUCAUAUGAGUUAAAUGAUUAUGAUAGUUAUGAGACUUUAGACUUGUCAAGUAAAAGUGUGGAAGAACCAAUAGAUGACAUUAACGACGGUAUAGUCGAUUUGCGUGUAAAAAGCUGUGACAAAUCGCAGAAAGAUUUAGGGUUGGCGACUAAAAACGAUGACAUUGACAUAGAAAUCGCAACUGAUUUGACAAUUAAGACUCUGGAAAUGGAUAAUAUACCAACGGAUUUAACUGUUAAAAAGAAAAUUGUUGCCUAUGAGUACGAUUACAGUUGUGUGCAAGAUCUUUCUAAACAUGACUUUAAUACCUGUGAAACCUCUGCUAAAAUUUUGCCCAUUGCUGAAAAUGAUAUUGUUCAAGACAUACCUACUGAUUUGUCGGGGAAAAAAGGUUUAGAGCACUGUCUAAAUAUAAAAGACAUACCUAAUGUACCAGACAAUCCAAAAGAUAUACCUUGUACUGAUGAAGAUUUAAGUAACACAUGCCCAGCCAACUUAUCUUCAAAUAAAGAUUUGGGUAAUCAAAUAAAUCAAGAAAAUUUUGUCGAGGAAGAGGUCGUUAUUACUGCCGAAAACUCUGAAUCAGAGAUAGAUGUUGAAAAAAGUCAAGAUAGCUACGAUGUAAACGAAGUUCAGUCAUAUAUCAUUAACAGACAAGAACCUUUCAUAAAUAAAGAUUCAUAUGCCUGCGUCAGUAAUGAUUCUACUUGUCUGUUAAAUAAAAGGCUAGACGAUCCUGAGGUAGAUACAAAGAUUCUUUACAACCAGAGUUCUACAGUAACGACAGCUGAUCAAGUGUUAAGCUAUGAGAGUGUUCAAACAUUGAAUAGUCAAGAUUCAUCAGCAUCAAUAAACCUGAAAAACUUAACAAAGCCGCAGACUGAUUACUCAAGUAUGGACAAACCGAAGAAUAAUCUUAUUUGUCUGUCAGAUAACGCUAUUCCUUUAUAUACGAUGUCAAAUACGACGCUGAUUUCUACUAGUAAGCAUGAGAGUACUAUGCCAGUGUACACUUUGGCUAAUGCAUGUAUAUCAAUGAGUAAAAUUGAACCAACACGUAGGGCACCAAAGGUAGAGCCUAUCAAAUUUCCUGAGUCCAUUGAUACUAGUUCAGAAGUUUGCACACAAGCUGGUUCGAUAAGAUUAGAAGAUUACUCUGCUAUUAAGCUUCAAAAUGCCAUGUCUAAGUUUGAAAAUUUAUCGGAGUCUCAAACAAGUGCUAUAAACUGUUCUGAAGCAAGGAUGGAAACUCAAACUACAAUCUCACAUAUUAUUUCAACAUCUGUUUCUUUUACGACACCGUCUGUAGAAGUAAUGAAAACUGUAGACGACAACUCGCCUAAAAUCUCAGAUGUUGAUACUGAAACUGCGAAGAAAAUUGCAAUGUUACCAAAAGAAUUAGUCGAAAUAUUAGGUACAAUGCCGAUUGAUCACAGAAAUCAAUUAUUGAAUAUUCUUCCACAAUACGUAUCAAAGUCUCCUCCAGUUAUUCAAUCUAAAGAGAGUUCUAUGGGAUCAUCAACUUUAUGUACUGUUAUGGAAACAUCAACUUUGACAUGUCAAAGUAAUGUUUUGUCUCACUUGACUGGCGUGGAACAGACAUGUCAAGACGAAAUAAAACCGAUUACACGUUUUCAUGCAAUGAAUGAAACGCCUACAAUUGGAUUUGAUACAUAUAAUCCCAUUGCAUCAAAAACCCCUGAAAUUGACCAAAAUCGUAUAAUAGAUUUAACAGAAGAUGAUCCUACUUUUGAAUCUAAGCCUAAAAAACUGAUAGAAGAAUACAAAAGCAGUGUCACUAUUACUAUAGAUCCACCUUUACCAAAACUCAACAAAACAAAAGUAAAUGAUCAAACUGCUAGCUUAAGAGCAGUAAGAAUUAAAACCGCUUCGGAAAGGAAUAAAUCAAUUUGCAUUGAAAACCAAAUACUUAAAACAAAUGUUGAACAACAAAUUAAAAUUAAUGUUCAAAAUUUCCAGAAUUUACAAAGUAUAACGGAAAGACCUUUGGAAAUUGAUAAAACAAUGGCUAUUCAACAAGCUGAGGUAAGCAGCACUCAACAUAAUACUACUAGUAAAUAUCCACUCGCGAUUUCACCUGCUAGCACUGAAUCUAGUAGUGACGAAGCUGGUAAAAAUAUUUCACAGAAAAACAUUAUAACAGUUGUAGGCACGGUGCCAGAAAAUAUUCAGGACAAAAUGUACAAUGCGUCUUUACCAAAGUCUAGUAAGGUUUCAUCAUCGAUUUCUAAUAAAGUAAUAAAUGAAACUAAUGUUGUACCCCUGGUCAACAAAGAUGCAAAGGAUGCCUCUUCCGUAAUUUCCCCAAUUCAUCAUAUCGAGCCAAUACAAAUUUCAACAAAUAAAGUAAAUAUAUCUCUGGGGGAACCAGUUAUUGCCAGUGUGGUAUCUGAACCUGCCGAAUGUAUUCCAAAGCAAGAUUUGAGUCCAUUAGAUCCAGAUGAUUCCGAGGAUGAUGUUUCGCUCGCUGUGAUAGUGAAACAAAAACAACAGGAUCAAAAUAAAAAAGAAGACGUUUUAGAAGAAUUGAACAGAGAGAUUGAUAAUAAAAAGAAAAAAUACAAGAGAACUAAAAAAAGUAAACAAAAAACUGCGCAUAAAACUAGCGACAUAACUUCUGAUAAAAACGUAAAUUAUGAGGUUAAUAAAACGAUUCCCAUAAAUAAUGAAAUAAAUAAAGUACCUUUAUUGGCAACUAAUCAAAAUACUAAUAUUGUUAUGGAAAAGCCUUUAAAAAAAUAUAUAGAUGAAGUAAAGUUAGAUCCUAAUUCUCAAAUAACUAUUAGUGAUGAUAAAUGCUAUCAAAAUUUUCUAUCAUUUUCUGAGAAAAAUACACAUAAUAAUGAAAAAAAUGAAGUUACGUUUGAUCCAAAGAAUAAUGAAACUACUAUAGACGCAGCUUCUUCAGAAAUAUGUCAGGCUCAUACCAAAGACGAAAUUCAUAAAAAUAUCAUAGAAAAUAUUGACGAGGUGUCUUUGAAACCACAUAAGAAGAAAUGUAAAAGUAAAACUAAUUUAAAUGCCGACGUUUUACUGAACGGAAUUGACAAUAACCUCUCUCAAUCAGCAGAUAUAGACAAAAAUGAAAAAGGUGGGUCAAUAGAACAAAAUUUAAAAGCAGAUACUCUUGUAAAUUUGACUGCAAGUUGCUUGCAAGCAGUAGAAGAUAUAUCUAAUAUUAAAAGAGACGGCAAAGCUUUUGAUUAUGUAACACCUUUGUCAACAACAUCGAUCUCGGAUGUGACGGAUGGAGAUAGUGGUCAGCCUCAAGGUGUAACACAUAAUAUAAGCAGUGAAGUAUUAGAGGCAAAUGAUAAAAAGACUUCAAGCGGUAAAAAAAAUAAAACUGUUGACAUUGAUAUCAAUGAUAAAGAUAUUACAGAUGAUAAAGAUACAAUAAUGAACAUUGCUAUACCACUUCGUCGUAGUAGACGUGGUAAAUCAUUAUUUAUGGAAAAUACUUCUCUUGAAAAGGAAAUAACAAAUACUUCAGAGACGACCACAGAAAAUAAGGCACCACUGACUAAAAAGCAAUUAAUAUUUUCUAAAUUAUUACUCGAUGAAGGGAAACCAGAAAAAUUUUUUUCGGACAAAUUAGAUCAGUAUAAAAAGGAAGAUCUUUUGAAGAAUGUAUCUGAACAAGUUUAUAAAGAAAUUUCCAGUAAACCCCAAACUGAUAGUCAUAACGAUGUUUUUGAAAGGAACAAAGCCAGUAAACGUACAAUAUCUCCACAUAGUUCUCGGAAAUCAAAGAAACAAAAAUCAUUAGAUAACUGUGAGAGUAAUUUUAAUGACUGUAGUAAAACACAGAUAAAGAACCCUCUUGUAGAUUCUUUGCCAAAUACUAACAAUAGUACUGAAGAAAAAUCUUUGUCAUUAAUUGAUUUUAAAGAAAAUGAUAACUUGGUUCCUCAUGUUUCUAAUGAAGUGGAUACAUCUUUAGAAGUUAAUGUUUAUCAUAAAUAUAAUGAAAAACCAACGGUUUCUCCAGAAAAACGUAAAAUAAACAAUGAACUGGCAUUUGAGGUCAGCGGAAGUUCGAAACCGAAGAAGUGUAAAACAACAAAAAGAGAAAAACUUGAUAAUAACAUGAUGAUAGAAGUCGAUGAUCAUAUUAAAAAUAAAGAUGUCAAAACAAGUGAAUCUAACGACAGUUGUGCUUCUGGGCCCCGAACAACUUGUUAUAAUAUAUCAGCUCCAGCCAGGCGAGGUCGUUCUAAAUCUGUCGUAGUAAAAUCAUCGGGCGCCGAUUUGUAUGAUCCUUAUGAUAUCGACUUGGAAGAUAUGAUUGAACAACAUGAAUCGUUUAGAAGAAAAAAGAAGAGUUUGGAUCAUAAAUCUGAUAUAAGUCAAAAGAAAAGCAAAACGAGUGAACGGAUAGCAAUAGAUGAAAAUGAAAGUACCACAAUUGAAAAAAAUGUUACAGUAAAAGGUAAAUCUGCAAUGAGCGAUUCUGAUGAGUCUUCUAAAAGUGAUAUACCUCUACAAAAAUAUGUUGAAGAAAAAGAAAAGAAAAGCAUCGACACUGAAGUAUUUUCCACUCAAAAGAGUAAUUAUGAAAUCAGUGAAAGUUUAAAAGAAACUAAAUCGCUUAAGCAGUGUUCUAGCGAUACAAUUACUUUAGCUGAAAAUGAAGCGGAAGAAAAAUUACGAUCUGAUCAGUUUAUGGAAAGCUUUGGAUUCUUUUCAGAAAGAAAACCUAGAAAAUCGAACUUAUUAGCAACAAAGAAAAUCUCUGAGACUUUUCAUAUCAACAACGAAAGUGAUGAUAUGUAUUUUGGUUUUAAAGGAAGGUCAUCGAAAAAGAGUUUACAGAUAGAUAAAGAUACUAAAAAAUCUUUCGAUAAUGAAGGCUCUAAGUUGACUCAGCCUAGUACAUCUAAGAAAGCUGCUAAACGUGGACGUAAAAGAAAGAGCUGCACAAAAAUAUUACCUUCCUAUUGUGGCGUUUGUAAGAAAGAGUUUCGUCGACCAGAUAAUUUUCUUAGACACCAAAUCACUUUAUUACACAUAUCUAAAUUAUCAGAGGUAGAAUUAAAAGUUAAAACAUCUCCUGUUCAAGAAGAACCUAAUUAUUUAAUAGCUUACAAACAAUAUCUCGAAAGGUUUAAAAAAUUAACCGACAAAAUAUCCAAACUGAAAAGAAAAAAUCCUAAGGCAGCUGCAAAAAUUGUUUUACCAAGCAUGCAAGAAAUUCUCAGUGAUGUUAAUCGUGCCGUAAGAGAGCAACAGUUAUCCCAGCGUGGGUUAAGUCAUGAUGAAGAAUUGUUCAUUGACUGCUGUGAACUUUUGAAGGAAUCUCACAAUGGUGAUAAAGUUAAUACAACAAAUGAUGUCAAGUCUUCUAUGUCGGGCUUAGAUCUUUUAGAAAAUGUUAUUAAUGCAAGUUUUUCAAAUACUUUUGAGAGUGAUGAUGAUGAUGUAGAUUCAAUAACCGCUCAAAAUAUUUUAGAGAGUGAAGAAGUUCGAAAUCUUGAAAACGAUUUAAUAUCUGGUCUUAAAGAAGCUGCUAACGCUUCUCGUAAAUCUUGUAAUAAUCAUUGUCAAAAUUCUAAUCUCAAAACAGGAUCAGACAAUCCUAAUGAUAAGAUUUCAAGUCCCAAUGAAACUGGCGAUCAUUAUCAAAUGACUGAUUUUGAUAUGCCAGAAAAACAGAGAAGUAGCAGAGCUAAAAAACAUAGUAUUUGUACAGAAUUGAUUCCAGUUAAAGAAAAAAUGUAUCCAGAUGUUAUUGAGGACAUAGAUAUGUUUGAAGAUAAAUUUGAUAAAAUCAAAAGAAAAUGCAGAUCUCAAGCUGCUGCUGCGAAACAAACACCACCGGUUGUUAAAAUAACUACCAGCCAUAAAUCGCGACGGAAAUCAGAAAAGAAGAAAGGAAAAAGGAGCUCUAAAAAGACUAGACACCAAAGUACACAAGUACCUACUAAAGGUGCCUUGAAAGGUUUCGACGGCAUCAAAGUUUCUAUUCCAACGUCUGACAUUAAUUUGCCAUCAUUGGUCCCUGCUGUCGAAAAAGAUAGAAAGAAAAAGAAAAAUAGUUCUAAGAAAAGAAGAGAUAAAAAAGAUUCAGAAUCAAGUGGUAAAUAUGACAGCGAUCACCGUGGAAAAGAUAGUGCUAUCAGCCAUAAUAAAAAGUUAGAUGUCUAUGAAUUUAUGGAUAACGAAGAUGCUGAAUUAUUUGAAUUUAGACCGUCUACACUUAUGGAGAGGUUUAAAAGUAUUAGCAACAAAGAGACACCAAGUACAUCCAAAUUGACUUCAGUGGUAAAGGAUAAUUCCAGUGAAAGUGGAUCGGAUGGUGAUGAUUUCGUGUAUAUGUCGGAUGAUUAUGUAUGUAGCGACGAUGAAACGGAAAAUAGUUUACUUUCAUGUGAAAAUGGAAAUGCAAAACUGGGAAAUGAUGCCAAGAAGAACGUAUCGCCACAAAAAAGGAAGGAUGUUGUUGAAAAGAAUGCUGUGAUGGGGAAAAUAUUUAAGCAUAAUGCUGUGAGGUCAGAAAAGAAAAUUACUGUACCUAAGGAUCCGGUCAAGCCUAAGGCAAACCUUGAUCAAUUAUUUGAUAGUUUACUAGAAGAAGAACCCAGCACAUCAAUGUUGAACAGCGAAUUAGAUUCACCCAGAAAAGAUAAUAAACAGCUACCUCUAAAGAAACAUACUUUGACUUCUUCUACAUACCAUUCCGAUCUGGACUUUAAUAUGUCAGAUGAUGAAAAGACUUACGAUUCUCAUUCACCAGACAGACCUAAAUUUGUUACAGCAUCUACAUCGAAGUCCAUAGAAGAGUUUCAAGAACUUGAUACUCAUCAUAAAUCUUCUUUAGAAGCUGUGCCUUUAGAGAGCUGUGCUUCUCCCUCAUUUAUAGAUUACGGACCAAGUACGUCUAAAAAAUAUGACAAACAAUUACAGAAAGAAUAUAAAAAUAUAUCACCAAAAAGUUAUGAUUCAGUAUCAUUAAAGAAAAAUGAGGAAAUGUCUCAUAAACACUGUGAUACUAUGAUAUCGAAACACAGUGAGGCUUCUACAUCGAAACAAGAUGAGAUCUUUAAACCAUUUGAUGAUUUUAAAUCUAAAUCAUCGGCCAAGAAAUUAGACCGAUGUGUCAGUUCGAGCUUCGACUACGGUGAGGAUAUAUACGAUGCAUCAGUAUUUGAUGAAAGUGGAGUAGCAAGACAGAGAGCACGACGAAAAUGCACUGUUGGAAAACAAAACAUUUUAGCUGAAUCCUGGAGUUCAGAGUCGGAGCCGGAUGGCGGACCACAGCGACCUAACAGUGCAGAAUCUGUAGUAGCUGGUUCAGGGCGUAAAAAAAAGGGAAAGAAGAAGGACGGUCAGCAAAAUACCGGAAAGCGAGGUAAUAACCGUCAAAUGACUUUUAAAAGGUACGACGUCGGAAGCAGGGUAAAUAGUAGUAACCGUAAUACGUCGAGUGGUGGUAGCACGGUUGGACCAAGUACCUCAACAGUUGAUGAUGGAAUAACACCUGGACCGAGUGGUUUAGGAAGUAAAGCGUCGGUACCUAGUACAUCAGCGGCGGCAGCGGAAGCAGAAGCAGCUGCAGCAGCUGCCAUGCCCGCACCUUCUACGUCGCAAGCGCCGACUGCCUCUGGCCAGAAAGGUCGCCAACGGUCCGUUGCCUACUACUGGUCUUCAGAAGGUGACGAUGAGCAGGAGCACCAGCAGCAGCACGGGUGGAUCGUGGGCGACAGCCAUAAAAAAUUAGUUACGAUGCUAGCACACGCGAAGGGUCGUAAGCGCAACAAUGAUGAUAAGCGUAAUUUGGUUGAAUAAGGUUAUUUAGGUUACUAUUAUUGUUGUAAAUAUAUUGUAAAUAGUUCUUUAUAUAUGUUUCUUGAAUUAAAACAGGAGACCUUAUAGACCAUUAGCCGCUGUACAUAUGUCUUUUUAUCUUAGUUAAAUUAUGAAUGAUACUGUGAGGACUGGAUUUAUUUAAUGGAUUGUUUAACAGCCCUUACAGUAUGUAUAUUAGUUGAAUCUUAAAAUUAUUUUUAUUGGAUUUUAAUAAAUUUUGUCGAUGUUUCAAGUCCUCUAUUGUACGAAUUGAUGGUUAAUUGUCUACUUUAAUUAAUAUGGUAAUUAUGACAAUCGGACGGGGUACAUUAAAUGUACAGAUUAUAUGGUGUAGCUAAUAACAGUAUUCAAUAUUUACAUUGUAAUAUGUGUAAUUCAAAUUUUUUUCUGCCAUAAUGUAAUCAAGUUAGGUAAUGUUCUACGGCUAACAUUUCGUAUCAAUAAUUUUACUUCAACACUAUUAGCUAAUUGUGACGUUGUUUUACUUCAGUGUCCAUUUCAAAGGUGAAGAUUUCUAAUUUUUAUCCACCUUGCGGUGUUAAGCAUUCUUGUUCGACUCUUAUUCACCAUUGCUUAUACAAGAUAGUCCAAGUUCUAUGUGUUAUAGCCGUUUAUUGUAAGUGCAUAUUAGUGUUACCGAAAUAUAUUCGUAAUUAUUGUCAUGUUAUAGGGCUCUCUUAUCGCUACGUUAAAAGUGGCAUUUACAAUGUGUACAUAAUGUGAGGUGUUAUUUUAUUUUACAGUUCCUUCUAGUUUUCGAAUUUUAUGUCAGUUUUGCCCCGUCUUUCGUUGUUUGACUAACUUUUGGUUAGUUUAAAUAAAUCAUUUGUUGAGGACAAUUAGGUAUUUGUAUCGUCAAAGUAUGAGGUAUGGCAUAAUAUGAUAAUUAUAAAUAUUAUAAAUGUAUUUUAUUUGGGAAAUUUAUUAUCACCUUAGUUAGCAUAUCCUGUAUCUCCGUAUAUUAUUAUUUAACAGGAGGUGAAUAAUAAGACAUUUUAGAAAAUUUGAAAAUAUACCUGGUGUUUGUGCCGUCCUGGCAAUAUAAAUUUGUGAAGGAGUAUCAGGGUUGCAUCCGAUUUUUUUUAUUUGGAAGCAUCGGUUUACAAUUUUUAUACACCUGAUUUUUCUUGAUUUGCUUAUUAAGGUGAGUUUUUUUUUAAUAGGAAAGUUUGUCUGAUACUGUCUGUAAGAGGCUGAUAACGUGGUGGGAGUGAUGAAUUGUGUAUUUUUGAGUUGAUUCAUUUGUUAACUAUUUUUAUACUUACAUUAGAUUUGCGUAUGUAGUCAAUGUUAAUUAACAUUAUAAUUAUGAAAUCUCAAUGCAUUAGCUAUUGUUUUUUUUCUAGUCCAGAAAAAUAAAGACUAAAAGCCUCAUUAUCAGCCUCGGUACCAUGUGAUUUAUCAAAUAUUUAAAGAAGACUUAUUAUUUUCUAAAUUUACACAAGUAUGUUCAGUAGCUUGUGUGUAAUGUUUAAUUUGUUUAUAAUUAAAUAAACUUUAUCCUUAAUUAAAGCUCAAUGUUUAAAAGUC